Paraglomus brasilianum is the source of this 462-nucleotide messenger RNA. The record is from the annotation of a GenBank genome assembly. Lineage: Eukaryota; Fungi; Glomeromycota; Glomeromycetes; Paraglomerales; Paraglomeraceae.
AUGGUCGCGAAUGUUUCACUAUGGAGAUAUCCUAUGCACCACAGAAAAAAGACAGGAAAAAAACGGCUGAAGACCUUUACAAGUUACUUCGAGAUGAUCCAUAUUACUAAAGGAAAAAGAUGUAAACAAGGCUACAAGAUACCAAGAGAAGGUUUGUGUGUAUAUGGCACACAAUGUCAUGGGUAUGCAGUAGACCUGUACGAGAUGGAUUACAUAAAACUUUUCUACGUCGUCCGUAGUAUCGGAACUACUGUAAUUUGCCGAAGUGAUAUUAAGAAACUCGCCUUCGUUUUACGAAUGAUGUGGGCAUUUAGAGAAAGGAUGAGUGCUGCGAACAAGGUCUGGGACAAUUUGGAAAGUAGAUAUGAAACUCAUACACCACAAAGCUCGUCUGAUGAUGCAAAUGAUUACACUAAGGCGACACCGAAGAAACGUGUAAAACUUGCUGCUAAUAUUAAAUAA